AUGUUGAGCGUCGCCUCCGCAGGCCUGCAGGCUAAUACCUCCAAUAUUCCUUCCGCAUUUAGCGUCUAUAACAAGGAUUUUCUCAACAUCCUCGGCUCCGCGCCGAGACUGGAGCUCCUAGUUGAGAACCAUGAUUAUCCAUUCGCCCACGAGGCGAGCGUCUACAUCCCAUCAGAGGAUGCGCUGUUCAUGAGCAGCAAUAUCUUCACCGACCCCGUCACCAACGAAUCCACCAUCCAAGUCUCCCGGGUCAAUGUCAGCGCGCAUCCUGCCACCGCCGAGAUCAUCAACACCACCAUCCCCAUGGCCAACGGCGGUGUCAACCACGCUGGUGGCAUUCUCUGGUGUGGCCAGGGCACGUUGAACCAGUCCGGGGGCUUGUACCAGAUGUCCGCACAGGCGCCGUACAAGACGGAGCGGCUGGCCAGCGGCUACCACAGGCGCCCAUUCAACUCGAUCAACGACGUGGUUGUGGCCCGCGACGGCGCCUUCUGGUUCACGGAUCCGAUCUACGGCUCGCUCCAGGGCAUCCGCCCAGCGCCAAAACUGCCCAACCACGUGUACCGCUAUGACCCGGCGACCCAGGAUAUCCGCGUCGUGGCCGAUGGCCUGGGCCGCCCCAAUGGCAUCUCCUUCUCGCCGGACGAGCAGACCCUGUACAUCACCGAUACGGCGGAGACCGUAGGCGACGGGACCGAGGACGUGCUGCGACCGGCGACUAUCUAUGCAUUCGACGUCACCACCAUUCACGGGCAGCCCUUCCUGACCAACCGCCGCGUGUUCGCCAUGCCGGGCGAUGGUAUCCCUGACGGUAUCAAGGUAGAUCAGGAUGGCAAUGUGUAUGCUGGCUGCAAGGACGGAGUCAACGUCUGGUCGCCUGGGGGUGUUCUUCUGGGCAAGAUCCUCAUUGAGGACGGCACCUCGAACUUUUCGUUUGGUCAGAACGGGACCAUGUUCAUUCUCAAUGAGAACAAGCUGUGGAAGGCGCGGUUGAACCACAGCGUUCACGGCACGCUGCUGACGAAUUGA
Penicillium macrosclerotiorum is the source of this 1029-nucleotide messenger RNA. Its product is annotated as SMP-30/gluconolactonase/LRE family protein. The transcript is spliced from 2 exons. Bases 1 to 1029 code for a protein of 342 amino acids. The record is from RefSeq and is a predicted model, not a curated record. NCBI's taxonomy places the organism in Eukaryota, Fungi, Ascomycota, Eurotiomycetes, Eurotiales, Aspergillaceae.